This is a messenger RNA of Pomacea canaliculata, 4641 nucleotides long. Its product is annotated as protein kinase C delta type-like. The transcript has 17 exons. Bases 377 to 2440 code for a protein of 687 amino acids. Lineage: Eukaryota; Metazoa; Mollusca; Gastropoda; Architaenioglossa; Ampullariidae. Gene Ontology annotation, biological process: protein phosphorylation. Gene Ontology annotation, molecular function: ATP binding; diacylglycerol-dependent serine/threonine kinase activity. The record is from RefSeq and is a predicted model, not a curated record.
UGCAGCGCUGUGCGCGUGCUGUGUGUGUCGGGAAGUGACGAGGGUGGGUAGAGACGGGUGUGGGGGAGCGAGUGGAAGAAAAGCUGCUGUGGCAGCGCGCGGAGGGGUUUUCAAGACCCGGUUCCACGUCUGGCUGGGUCUGUGUGUCUGUGGUGUCUGAGACUCGACAGUCCCUCCCUCUAUCCAUUCACAGCUCCCACACCCCCCUUACCCUUCCCACCACAUGCAGCACAAGGGAAGCUGAGUACUUGACCAACACACAUCGGUAACAGUCAUAUCAUCACUAGGGAAGACGUGCGAGUGUCCAAGAAGUGAACAUCAGUGGAAUAUAAGUGAGCUGUGUGGCCAGUCAGGGUCACAGAAAAUUGACACCAAGAUGCCAGGGGUUGGGUUCAUUCGCGUGAAACUUCUGCAAGCAGAGACUGGUCCGAAUGGCCCAGCUUUGACUGACCCUUUCCUAGCCAUUAACAUCAAAGAGGCUGUGGAAGUCCCAGGAAGAGGUACGCAGCUGGUACAAAAGAAACGAACCCUGUACCCAGAAUGGAACACCUGUUUCGAUGCUCAUUUGAACCAUGGUCGUGUAAUCCAAAUGGUGCUCAUGGAACGUCCAAACACAUCACUGGCUGAUGUCAGCAUAGGAGCAAAGAUACUGGCUGACAAGUGUGCCGAUGGCAAUGCAACCAGAACCUGGCUUGACUUAAGACCACAUGGAAGAAUAGAGGUGCAGAUACGUUUCUUCAAAGAAGAUGACAAUGGCGCCAUUUUAUCGCCCAGUGUAACUGGGAGAGACAAACCAGGUAUUGUUCGACGUGGUGCCAUGAAGCAGCAAAAAGUCCAUGAGGUCAGAGGUCAUCAGUUCAUUGCUAAAUUCUUCCGACAACCCUCCUUCUGUUCGUUUUGCAAUGAAUUCCUCUGGGGACUGAACAGACAAGGGUACCAGUGUAAAGUGUGCCAUUGUGCCGUCCACAAGAAAUGUCAUGACAAAAUUCUGGGGAAGUGUCCAGGUAGCGCUAAAGAGAGCAGAGAAACAAUGUUAUUGACAGAACGGUUCAACAUCAAUGUACCACAUCGAUUCAAGACCUACAACUACAUGUCGCCAACCUUCUGUGAUCAUUGUGGCUCAAUGCUGUUUGGUCUUUUUCGUCAGGGUCUUAAGUGUGAAAUCUGUAAUACCAACUGUCAUCACAAGUGCCAAAAGUUUAUGCCCAACCUGUGUGGUGUCAAUCAGAAAAUGUUGGCAGAGGCCUUGCGACAGGUUCGCAUCUCAUCAUCUGACCGGCGGCGUCCUACACUUCCUGGCACAUCUCCCACAGGUGACAUGCCAGAACCAGAUGAGGAUGAAAAGGAGGAGAGUGAGGAUGAAUCAUACCAGGAGAUGUGGAGCGAGUCGGAGUCUGGACUUCCCAAACGUGCUCCGACUGUUGUGCGGAAGUUUACACCUGAAGAUUUCCACUUUCUCAAGGUUCUUGGCAAAGGCAGUUUUGGCAAGGUGAUGCUGGCAGAGCAGAAAGGUACAGGAAAGUAUUAUGCCAUCAAGGCACUGAAAAAGGAUGUGGUGCUGGAGGAUGAUGAUGUGGAGUGUACGAUGAUUGAAAGGCGUGUCUUGGCGAUGGGGAGCAAGCAUCCUUUCCUUACUCACCUUCACAGCACCUUCCAGUCACCAAGUCAUCUCUUCUUUGUGAUGGAGUACCUGAAUGGAGGAGACCUUAUGUUCCACAUACAGUUGUCUGGAAAAUUUGAGUUCCAACGGGCACAGUUCUAUGCAGCAGAAAUUGUGUGCGGCCUGCAAUUCCUGCAUUCUAAUGGUGUCGUAUACAGAGAUUUGAAACUGGAUAACGUUAUGCUGGACAAAGAUGGUCAUAUAAAGAUUGCCGAUUUUGGAAUGUGCAAGGAAAAUAUUUUUGGUGAAAACCGAGCAUCAACAUUCUGUGGAACACCGGACUACAUAGCUCCAGAAAUACUGAAAGGUCUUAAAUACAACUCUUCUGUGGACUGGUGGUCCUUUGGUGUGCUGCUCUAUGAAAUGUUGAUUGGUCAGUCUCCCUUCCAUGGUGAUGAUGAAGAUGAUCUCUUCCACUCCAUCCUACAUGACACCCCACGCUACCCACACUCAAUGCCAAAGGAGGCAGCUGCCAUGCUUAGCCUGUUGUUUGAACGCAACCCUGUUGAACGUCUGGGCAUGCCUGGAUGUCCUCAUGGCCCGAUACGCUCACAAAUAUUCUUCCGCAACAUUGACUGGAGCAAUUUAGAGGCUAGGAAAGUGAACCCUCCUUUCCGACCUAAAGUGAAAAAUGAUGGGGACAGUUCUAACUUUGACUCUGACUUCACUUCAGAACGUGCCCAGCUUACACCCCCAGACAAGGAACUUCUGAAAACAAUGAAUCAGCAUGUUUUCAAACGGUUCUCAUUCACCAGUGCAGAGGCACUUGCAUCAAACUGACCGAACAUUUUGCUUGCACAAUCCACUAUUUUCAUCACUAUUGACACAGUUGUAGUCAUAUCCCUAUCAGCCAUGUAUAUAAAUCCUUUUUAGUCUGAGAGCCCUUAAUGUUUCAUGGGCUGUUUGACUGGUUGUGUUUGCAGCAUGAAGAGUAAGAGUAUGGUUUUAUCUCUUGAAGGCAAAAUGCUUUUUUCCUUUUAACUGACAAAAGUGAAGAGCACUACCUAAACGGAUGACAAUGUUGUGGACUAAGAAUUGGGCAUAGUGGAAGAUUCUGGAUAUCUGAGAACUUCUGCAUCUGAAGAUUAAAUUUAUAAAACCCCAUUUUAAACUGAGGCUGUAAGACAUGCCAUAAAUGUGUUUUCAUAACACUCUGAACAUCGAUACUGAUACCCUCGAUAAUGUGAUUGUUUCCCCAUCUGGACGUGAAAUUUACUUGACAUUUAUAACCUAUAUGAUGUGAAUGUUUCACCUUUGGAUGCGAAACCUACAUUAGUUUGGGUGUGUUUUCACAGGUUAGUGUUAAUAAAGUGUGUGUGCAGAUGUAAUGUAUGUAUGCAGCAGUGUGUGUGCGUGGAUGUAGACAUGCAUGCAAUUGUUAACAAGGACUGAAUUCUGGUAUACUGUCCCCUUGUGCCAUGUAUAAAAAGUGCUAAACUGCUACCCCCACCUACACAACAAAGCGGGACAUGAAGUAUAUUUUUAUUGCACAUCUGAGUAAAUGGUGUUGACAAUUUAGAAUUUUAACUAUGUAUACAGUGAAAACAAGCACUGCACAGUAUUUCCUUUUGCUUCUACCUUUUUAUGCUUUCAUGCAUGCAUGUUUUUGAUGUUUUAUAACCACUAACACUAUCCAGAACUGUUUUAAGGACAUAACUCAGCUACAAUUUCCACCACAUCUUUUGUUUUUUAGAACAUUUUGUGUGAUGAAAACCAGUGUGAUUAUUACAAACAUUUUCUCAAGAGCCAUAGAAAUAAAUUUAAGCCACAACUCACCAACCACAUGUGUCCAUUUUGUCUUUGAGGGCAGAUGCAGCGGAUCUGGAUGUUGAGAUUCGCUGUUUAGGCUGUCUUCACACCGAUAGAUUAGCUAUCAUUCUAGCAGUUUGGAGUUUUCUUGCUCUGCGAUAUUCUAUAAAAAACAGAGUUGCUCUUUGCUGUCACAAAAUUGAUAUGCCUAACACCUCUUGCUAUCUGGAUAACUACAUAAAUAGAAAAUUUGACAAAAUUUGCUUGCUUUUUUAAGGACAGUUUACUGAUAAGUGGAUAAAUGAGCAGUUAAACGCUGGUAUUCAAAUCACCACCCUCACUAAAAAAAGCUAGUUCCAGGAUAAGUGCAGUCUUAAAUAUGCCUGAAGGAUUGUGGGACUACCCUCAUUUAACCUUUGACAAUUAUCAGUAUAAUUACUAACACUCAUCAGACAAAAACAGCUGCACAAGAAUAUUUCUGUCCUACACGCAGGCUGGCCACUGCUCUGCAAGUUUUAUGCAUAGGUCUUUUAUCUCAAUGUCAGACCAAGUGUACUCAGUUAUGAUAAAUGAUCUUUCGAAAUACUUAACUUCACUAAACAAUAAUUUCAGUUUGGAACAAGCAUUAACUAAGCACAUAAUAGAGAUAAGCUCGAGAUGAAUAGUAUUCUUUGUUUUUCUAUCAGAUACCAGAGGCUGAACAGGUAAAAAAAAGGAACAUACUUUCAGGCACUUGACCAGAUUUGAAACAUAAAUUCUUUAAAGUUAAAUCAAACGUACAUAGCUGGAAAACCACAGUUGCCUAUUAAGAAAUUCAAAUGUAAAGUGUAAAUGUGCUCAAAAUACAGCAAAAAGUAUUAUUCAGAUAACCAGUAUUCACGCAGAAAACUUCCUUACAUACUGUUUUCACCUGUUUUGGCUCUAAUAUUUGUUGUUGCUGAAGGUCUCUCUCGCAGAGUGAUUUAUAUUUUUCUUGGUGUAUGUUGCUUUGCUUCUGCAAUUUUUGCUUUGAUUGGAAGCCAAAUAAUGUAAAAAGUGACAAAAUUCAGGCAUUUUGCUUCUUUGUGAAUUGUUAAUGUGAUACCUGCCUUUCUGUGUUUAAAAAAUUAUAUUUACAUAUAGCAAUCUUUACAUAUAUGCCAUUCUUGCGCUGUUGUCGGCAGUAUGUUGCGUGUACGGUGUGGCAAGCUCUUAUUUGUGAUGAAUUCCAAAUAAACAUCACAAGAUUCUGA